AUAUCACUGAUAAAUCGAUUAAACAAUUGCAAAUAUUCGAAAGUGAGAGUGGAAGCAACGAAGAAGAUCUUUAUCAUCGUUAGUAGAACAAAUUCGUGUAAUGAAAUGAUUAAAAUGGUAUUUGGCGCAAGUGUCGAAGUAAGAAGGAACAAUUCGAAUGUGAUAGCAUGGGUUAUGCCAUAUAGUUACACCGAAUUAAUGGAUCCGCGGAAGAGAUGUCGAGGUGACACAUACUUUAAUAAUGCUACCAGAGUUACUUAUGGAUUAGCGAGAGUGGAUUUGUUUUGCUUUAAAAGACGAUCACGUUUAGGAUUACGAAUUUGGAAACGAUCUGUUCAUGAAAAUAAGCAGGAAAAGCAUGAGUAUCAUCCAUUUACAG
Molecule: messenger RNA, 379 nt
Organism: Loa loa (African eye worm)
Lineage: Eukaryota; Metazoa; Nematoda; Chromadorea; Rhabditida; Onchocercidae
Exons: 2
Source: RefSeq, a predicted model, not a curated record